Molecule: messenger RNA, 3097 nt
Organism: Cucumis sativus (cucumber)
Lineage: Eukaryota; Viridiplantae; Streptophyta; Magnoliopsida; Cucurbitales; Cucurbitaceae
Exons: 1
Coding region: 1288-2589 (433 amino acids)
Molecular function (GO): protein binding
Source: RefSeq, a predicted model, not a curated record
AAACUAAUUAGCAAACGUUUCGAUCCAUGGGGUUCUUCUGGAUUAUAAUUUGUAGAGCAAUGCUUUGUCGUUUGCCAAGAAGCUUCGUGGUCAGAUCUAAAUAGAGAGGCAGAGAUUCUGUGUCUUCGUGUAGUUGAAUAAUUGUGUGCUUUUUCUUAAUAAAAGGUGAAUAAAAAAAGUGUUAUUUUCCCUCACUGGGGCUGGGUUUCACUCCACUUGGGCUCAUUGACACUGGCCCAAGCUCAUAAGGGUCAUGAGAACUAUUCAUGAUCCAUUCACUUGCAUGUAUGCUUCUCUGCCAUUUGAUUAUGGGAAAGAAAGUAAACUAUGGAUUGGUUCAUUGGUUCACCAAUUACAGUCCAACAUACGAAAUUUAGUUUUCGUUAUAGAUUCUUUUUAAUAAAAUAUGUCAAACAUGUCUAUACCUUUUCAAUAUAGAAGUGAAAAAGGGGGCUGAUUUUAAAUGUGUACCAAGACCAUUGAGUUCUUGUUCCACUAAGGCAGAGUCCCAGCUGUAUCCAAUAACGCAAUCGUAUUUAUCAUCUUAAGAUAAUGGAAUCCAAUGGGGAAAAAGGUGACUUCAAUAAAGAAAAAUAGUUGACUUUCAUAAGACCUAUCUCGAUCCCCCAAUAGAAGACUGUUGUUCUUUACAACUCACACUGAAUAAUGUAUGCUCUCAACAAUUAUCAUGAUGUUAUACUCGUAACAAAUCAUAGUCUAAAUGCAAGAUUAAAUAUUAUUAAUUAUUUAGAUCUGUACGAGUUCACUUUACAUAAUACUAAAGAGGAACAAUAUGUAAAGCAAGCUGAUUUAAAGAUGAAAUUGUUGUCAUAUCCUAUUGAAUCAUAUCUUCAAUUUGAUGAGCAUUUUAUGCGAUGGUGGUCUUUUAUACAUAGGCACGCUUCAUAAUAGUUUUUUUUUUUUUUAUCAUUACCAUUUGGCUUAUGUUUUCAGUGUUGGGACUUGGAAGUCCUGGACCCAUUUUCUUGUAAAGUUUGGGAUCCUUGAUUUCCACUUUUGUACUGUAACAUAAUAACAUAACUUUUUGGCUUUUGGUUUUAUGCUUUAUAAACAUGACGUUAAAAUUAACCUACCAAUUUAUAAACCCAUACCUACUCUGCUUCAAGUUUCAAACCAAAGAGGUUUCCAGCAUAUCCUUUUCUUUUAGCUAGUGCUCAGUUUCUUAUAUAUAACAGGCUGUUUUUAAGGACACUUGGUUUGAUUUUGCCACCUCUAUGCUUUUAAAAUCCUGAAUAACUACAAAGCAAGCAAUUUGUUGGGUUGAUUAUGAAUAACAUACCUUCUAGAGUUUUGCUGUUUCUGUUCUUCAACCUGUUUUGUUCUUUGGUAAUCCACGCCAUAGCCAGCGGUACCAACAGCAAGACGCAAGAUUUCAAAGUAGGUAGCACCAGAAGUUCGGGAAAAGGCUGUGAUCACAGCUGGUCUCACUGUAAGCAGCCGAUAACUCCUCAGCCAUCUUCUCUUUUGCCUGUAGAAGCAGAGGUUUUGACAUUCGAAGAUCUGAGGCUUUCAGUGGUGUAUCCUGUGAUUCAAAAAUUCAAGUCAAUUAUCACCUCGGAUCCUCUAGGAAUCACUAAAACAUGGGUUGGAUCGGAUAUAUGCAACUACAAAGGGUUUUACUGUGACAACCCACCGGACAACAAGUCUGCAACCGCGGUCGCAUCCAUCGACUUCAAUGGCUUUCAACUCAGUGCACCAUCCCUCGAUGGCUUCCUCGAUCAACUGCCAGACAUUGCUGUUUUUCAUGCCAAUUCCAACAAUUUUUCUGGCACCAUCUCCACGAACAUUGCCAAGCUCCCUUACCUAUACGAGCUGGAUGUGAGCAACAACCGAUUAUCUGGUCCUUUUCCCACUGCUGUUAUUGGUAUGAACAGCCUCACGUUCUUGGACCUUCGUUUCAAUUUCUUUACUGGGUCAGUCCCACCUCAAGUCUUCGUGCAGGACCUUGAUUUUCUCCUCAUCAACAACAACAAUUUCAUGCAAAGUCUCCCAGACAGUCUUUCCAUCACCCAUAUUCUCUAUCUCACCUUAGCCAACAAUAGAUUCAGUGGACCAAUUCCUGGUGGCAUUGUGAAAGCUUUGACAUCUCUGACUGAGGUUCUGCUCUUAAACAACUCAUUAACAGGGUGUUUGCCGUAUGAGUUAGGAUCACUUGACGAAGCAAUUGUGUUUGAUGCCGGCCAUAACCAACUAACAGGACCAUUGCCCCUUUCGUUGGGUUGCCUAAAGAGCGUGGAGCAGUUGAAUUUCGCAGGAAAUCUACUGUAUGGAAUGGUGCCGGAAAUGGUUUGUGCGCUCAGACAUCUGGUAAAUCUAACUUUAUCGGACAAUUAUUUCACAGUUGUUGGGCCACUGUGUCGGAUUUUGAUAGGGAGAGGAGUGUUAAAUAUUAGGAACAAUUGCAUUCCAGAUCUUCCUUUCCAGAGACCAAUUAUUGAAUGUGCAAAAUUCUUGGCAUUUCCCAGAAUUUGCCCUCGCAUGUGGUCUUAUACUUUAAUGCCCUGCAUGCUUCCCCCUUUCAAUCCCCCAAUUUCUUCCAUUCCCAAAUAUUGGCCACAUUUUCCCUAGUUUUAUACAUUCCGAGUCUCAUCUCGGAAGCGCAUUGCCUAUGUUUUUCAAUUGUAAUUCCAAGAAUAUUCUCAGUAACAUCUUUCAUCAACCCCACAGCAAGGGGGAAAAUUCAUUAUUGAGAUUCCUAACUAAGAACAUCUUCCGACGAGACUUAUCCGAGGCAUUCAUAUUUUGGCUUGUUUAACCCUAACUAAGCAGAUAAAUAGAGAUACCUGUUACGAAAAUCCAUAUCACCGUGGGGGAACGCUGAAUGCUUGUUGGGUAAGCCUAAUUAGUGGAAGGAAGCUAUGCCUUUGCGGCUUUCCUCCAACGAGCUCGCCAUAGCCAUGAGACAAGAAAUUUGUGCAUGGGGCAGUGGGGUGUGCGGCAGCACGGCCAGCCCAACUUCUGUUGUUGCCCACUAUCUUGGGAUUAGUGCUUUGGGUUAGGUAUCAAUUGUCAAAUAUGUAAAUGUUUUUAAAAAGUUAUAAAUAUUGAUAAAUGGAUAGCCUCUCCGUUAAAAAUA